Molecule: messenger RNA, 1246 nt
Organism: Arvicanthis niloticus (Nile rat)
Lineage: Eukaryota; Metazoa; Chordata; Mammalia; Rodentia; Muridae
Gene: Pop4
Product: POP4 ribonuclease P/MRP subunit
Biological process (GO): tRNA 5'-leader removal; rRNA processing
Cellular component (GO): ribonuclease MRP complex; ribonuclease P complex
Molecular function (GO): ribonuclease P RNA binding
Source: RefSeq, a predicted model, not a curated record
GUCAGAGAGGCGCCUGAUCCGAAAUCUGGUCGCAGUCCAUUGACGCCGGCUGGAGCCCUUCCGUGCACUUUGUAAAUUGUUUCUAGGGCUUAUCGGAUUUUUCCGGUGGAAUUUUAAACAAAAAAGCGUCCCGGUGGGAGAAAGCCGCUGAACAAAGCGAAGGAAGGAAAAGAAUGAGUGAGGCCUGGAGGAGACAUCGUCAGAGUGCUCCGGAAGCUGGCCGACAAUGAAGGCUGUGAUCUACCACGCCUUCUCUCAUAAAGAAGCCAAGGACCACGAUGUGCAGGAGCUGGGAACCCAGCGGGCUGAGGCCUUUGUGCGGGCCUUCCUGAAGCAGAGCAUACCUCACAUGAGCCAACAAGACUGUGAGAGCCAUCUGCAGCGCAAGGCUGUGGUCUUAGAAUAUUUUACUCGCCUAAAGCCGAAGCCAAGGCCAAAGAAGAAAUCCAAAGGCCUCUCUGCCAAACAGAGGAGAGACAUGCGGCUCUUUGACAUUAAACCAGAGCAGCAAAGAUACAGUCUCUUCCUCCCUCUACAUGAACUCUGGAAACAGUACAUCCGUGACCUGUGCAAUGGGCUCAAGCCAGACACGCAGCCACAGAUGAUUCAGGCCAAGCUCCUAAAGGCAGAUCUUCAUGGUGCUAUUAUCUCAGUCACAAAAUCCAAGUGCCCCUCCUAUGUGGGAGUUACAGGAAUCCUUCUGCAAGAGACCAAGCAUGUCUUCAAGAUCAUCACCAAAGAAGACCACCUGAAAGUUAUCCCCAAGCUAAAUUGUGUGUUCACCGUAGAAAUUGAUGACUUCAUUUCCUACAUUUAUGGAAGUAAAUUCCAGCUUCGGGCAAGUGAGCGGUCUGCCAAGAAGUUCAAAGCAAAGGGAACAAUUGACCUGUGAAGUCUUUGACUCUGGAGACAGACAUCCCUGACACCCAAGAACUGGAAACACCCUAAAUAUUCACUUUUUCUUGAAGAGCUUCUGGCUGUAGCCUGCCUCUAGUCCAGGGGGGAAAGUGGCUGAAGAGCAUUGAACAGAGGAGAAAGCUGAGGAAGAUAUUUGUAUUUUUAGAUGACCUUAAGUUAGGUUUAGUUCCACAGGGAGGAAAGACUCACAGAAAUGCACCAGGAUUAACCUUGGUUCAUCUGAAGAAGGGGGCGUUUAGGUUCUGUCUUUCCUACUUGUUUGUGUAUCCUGAACGUUCCAGUUACAUCAGUUGUUCAAAAAAUAAUAAAACCAGACUACAGGCAUAAA